Henningerozyma blattae CBS 6284 is the source of this 2673-nucleotide messenger RNA. RefSeq names its product ATP-binding mismatch repair protein (gene PMS1). Gene Ontology annotation, cellular component: MutLalpha complex. NCBI's taxonomy places the organism in Eukaryota, Fungi, Ascomycota, Saccharomycetes, Saccharomycetales, Saccharomycetaceae. Gene Ontology annotation, biological process: mismatch repair. Bases 1 to 2673 code for a protein of 890 amino acids. Gene Ontology annotation, molecular function: ATP-dependent DNA damage sensor activity; ATP binding; ATP hydrolysis activity. The transcript has a single exon. The record is from RefSeq and is a predicted model, not a curated record.
AUGUUUAAUAUUUCUGCAUUAAAUAUAGAUGAUAUACAUCGUAUAACGUCUGGCCAAGUUAUCAUAGAUUUAACUACAGCUGUGAAAGAACUUUUAGAUAAUAGUAUUGAUGCUGACGCGUCUCAGAUUGAAAUAACAUUUAAGAAUUAUGGUAUUGAGUCUAUUGAAUGCUCGGAUGAUGGCAGUGGUAUAUCACCCAAUAAUUAUGAAAAUCUUGCAUUGAAAAAUUAUACUUCAAAGAUUUCUAAUUUCGAUGAUGUGUCUUCAGUAGUAACGCUUGGAUUUAGAGGUGAGGCAUUAUCAUCUUUAUGUGCAAUUUCUAGUGUAAUUGUCACAACUACAGUGAAUCCUCCUCGAGCUGACAAAUUAGAAUAUGAUUUUAAUGGUAAACUAAAUACAAAAUCAACUACUACGCGGAAUAAAGGUACUUCAGUAUUGGUGACAAAUCUUUUCAAUAAUUUACCAGUUCGUCAAAAAGAAUUCGUUAGAACUUGUAAAAAACAAUUUGCUGCCUGUAUUGGCUUAUUACAAAGUUAUGCAAUUAUUCAAAAAACAAUUAAAUUUUCAGUUUGGCAUAUCACUGGAAAUGGUAAGAAAAAUUUGGUGAUUUCAACUACCAAGAGCCAAGCUAUGAAUAAAAGAAUAUUGAGUAUCUUUGGGUCUAAUGGUAUGCAUGGAUUGUCUGAUAUUGAUAUCAACUUAGAUUUGAAUCCCUUUAAGAAUAGAAUGGUUCGAAAAUUUCAAGAAAAUGCAGUAAAUUUUGAAAAAUUAGAUUAUUGUAUCAGAGUACACGGAUUAAUAUCAAAAAAUUCAUUUGGCUGUGGUAGGAAUUCUAAAGAUAGACAAUUUCUUUAUAUUAAUAGUCGACCAAUUGAAUAUCCCAUUUUAUUAAAAAAUUGUAAUGAAAUUUAUCGAAUGUUUAAUAAUGUUCAAUUUCCUGCUUUAUUUUUAAAUUUCGAAUUGAUGCCUAGUUUAAUUGAUGUAAAUGUGACCCCAGAUAAACGUACAGUUCUUUUACAUUAUGAACAAAUAAUUGUUGAUGUAUUAAGGGAAGAAUUGAUGAAAUAUUUUGAUAAACAAGAACUAGUGUUGCCAAAGAGAGUAGGCGUUGAAAUAAAAGAAUCAAGUAGCAAAAGAAUAAAGUUGAAUGAUGAGAUGAAAAUAAAUGUAAAAAGAGAACUAAAUGAGGUGAACAAAAUAGUUGAAAGGAGGCUAAUGGUUAAUGAUGAGACUGAAGCAGAUCAUUUACAGCAAGAAAAUAUCAAGAACGUUAAAGACGAGUUUUCUGACGUAGACAAUUCGAGGUUAAAUAAUCUAAAAUUAAAUUCAAGAAAUCCUAAAUCAAGCCAAGAACUUAUGUCAGAAUGGAAAGAGAAUAUUACUGAAAGUGAGAGUGAGAGUGAGAAUAAAAGUGAGAGUGAAAAUAAAUGCGUUAGUAGAAGUGAAAAUGAAAGUGAAAAUAAAGAUGAAGGUCAAGAUGAAAGUGAGAAAAAAAGUAAUAAUGAAGUCCCUAAUAAUGUUAAACCAAAUUAUAAUCUUCAAUCAUAUAUCAAUCCUGAUUAUUCAGAAAAAGAAUUUUCUACACAAGAAACACCAAGCAUUAAAAAUGAGAUAUUAACUCUUGAAAUUGAUGAUGACAAAGUUGAAGAACAAGUGAGAAUCACUGACGAUAAAUUAGUAUUUCUUAGUGAUGGAACAACCCCGUGUGACAAAUGUUCAAAUGAAGAAGAAGAAGAUUUACUUGUUGAAUUGUGUAAUGAGGGAGAAGAAGAUGAACAAACGCGAAUACAAAGUCCAAAUCAAGAGAUUAAUGUUAGAACUUCAAAUGAAGCAUUACCAAUACAUCGUUCCAUUCAAGAUGAAACUCUGAAUGAAGAGAGCAUCUAUUGUUGUACAUUAUCUAGGAAUAUAAAGAAGGGACUUAAUGAAUUAUUCGAAGUGAAAUGCAUUUUAGAAAAAUUUAACAAUAAUAAUGAUAACAACGAUUCAAGUAAGAAAAUACAUCAUGGAGGUAUUGAAAGUGAUGAAGAUUAUCUAAGUUUAAGUGUAAAGAAAGAUGAUUUUAAAACGAUGGAGAUUGUAGGUCAAUUUAAUUUAGGGUUUAUUAUUGUAACAAGACAGAUUGAAGACAAAUAUGAUUUAUUUAUUGUUGAUCAGCACGCUAGUGAUGAGAAAUAUAAUUUUGAAAAAUUACAAGAAAAUACUGUUUUUAAGAGUCAACGAUUGAUUGCUCCAAUGAUGCUAGAAUUAAGUGUUAUUGAUGAGAUGAUUGUUAUGGAUAAUAUUGAGAUUUUUAUUAAAAAUGGGUUUAAAAUUGAGAUUGAUGAAGAUGGAGAAAUUGGGAAUAAGAUUCGAUUAAUAAGUUUACCUGUUAGUAAGAAGACGUUAUUUGAUAUAGAAGAUUUGUAUGAAUUGAUAUAUUUAAUAAAAGAGAGCGAUGGGCUGAAUAAGGAUAAUAUUCGAUGUUCCAAAAUAAGGAGUAUGUUUGCAAUGAGAGCAUGUCGAAGUAGUAUUAUGAUUGGGAAACCUUUAACUAUGAAUAGCAUGGUUCGAGUAGUUAGACAUUUGGGAGAAUUAGAUAAGCCAUGGAAUUGUCCACAUGGCCGACCCACUAUGAGACAUUUAAUGGAAUUAAAGGAUGAGAAAAUAUUUAAAGAUGAUUAUGAAAUAUAG